Gastrolobium bilobum is the source of this 2015-nucleotide messenger RNA. Its product is annotated as glycerol kinase. The coding region runs from base 58 to 1614 and encodes 518 amino acids. The transcript is spliced from 4 exons. The record is from RefSeq and is a predicted model, not a curated record. NCBI's taxonomy places the organism in Eukaryota, Viridiplantae, Streptophyta, Magnoliopsida, Fabales, Fabaceae. Gene Ontology annotation, molecular function: glycerol kinase activity. Gene Ontology annotation, biological process: glycerol-3-phosphate biosynthetic process; glycerol metabolic process; triglyceride metabolic process. Gene Ontology annotation, cellular component: mitochondrion.
CACAAACACUAACACAACAACAUCAACAUCGUUUUGGUCUCAAGGAACAGAGAAAACAUGUCGAAAGAUGAUGUCUUCAUUGGCGCAAUUGACCAAGGAACGACCAGCACCAGGUUCAUAAUCUACGACAAGUUAGCUCGCGCUAUCGGAUCUCACCAGGUCGAGUUCACUCAGUUCUGUCCACAAGCAGGAUGGGUGGAACAUGAUCCCAUGGAGAUCUUGGAGAGUGUGAAGGUGUGUAUUGCUAAGGCUGUUGACAAGGCUACCGCUGAUGGAUUCAACGUGGAUAAGGGAUUGAAGGCCAUUGGUCUCACCAAUCAGAGGGAGACCUGUCUGGUUUGGAGCAAAUCCACUGGUGCUCCUCUUCACCCUGCCAUUGUUUGGAUGGAUGCUCGUACUGCUUCUGUUUGCAGGAGAUUGGAAAAGGAGUUAUCUGAAGGUAAAAACCAUUUUGUGCAGAGUUGUGGUUUGCCUAUUAGUACAUAUUUUAGUGCUGUGAAACUGCUUUGGUUGAUGGAAAAUGUGGACGCUGUGAAGGAGGGUAUAAAGAAAAAGGAUGCCCUAUUUGGAACAAUAGACACUUGGUUGAUAUGGAAUUUAACUGGUGGGGUGAAGGGAGGAUUGCAUGUGACUGAUGUUUCAAAUGCAUCAAGGACAAUGCUGAUGAACCUAAAAUCCCUUGAAUGGGAGGAAUCUACCUUAAAAACCCUCGGAAUUCCUUCUGAAAUUUUGCCUAAAAUCGUCAGUAAUUCUGAAAUUAUAGGAAAAAUUGCUUCUGGAUGGCCUAUAGCGGGUAUCCCUAUUGCUGGAUGUUUAGGAGAUCAACAUGCAGCAAUGCUAGGACAAGCAUGCCGUAAAGGGGAGGCUAAAAGCACUUAUGGCACAGGUGCUUUCAUACUACUAAAUACUGGUGAAGGUGUAACUCAGUCAAAGCAUGGUCUUCUAUCCACUAUAGCCUACAAACUUGGUCCAAAAGCUCCAACCAAUUAUGCACUGGAAGGAUCAGUUGCUAUUGCUGGCGCGGCAGUGCAGUGGCUUAGAGACAGUCUUGGCAUCAUUUCUAGUGCUAAAGAUAUAGAGUCUCUGGCAGCAGAGGUUGAAUCCACGGGUGGAGUUUACUUUGUUCCUGCUUUUAAUGGCUUGUUUGCCCCAUGGUGGCGCGAUGAUGCUCGUGGGGUUGUUAUUGGGAUAACAAGGUUCACGAGCAAGGCUCACAUUGCUAGAGCCGUGCUUGAGAGCAUGUGUUUUCAAGUGAAAGAUGUCUUAGAUUCAAUGCACAAAGAUUGGGCAGAUAAAUCUAAAAAAGAUGAGUUUUUGCUUAGAGUGGAUGGUGGGGCAACUGUUAACAACCUGUUGAUGCAGAUUCAGGCAGAUUUGAUGGCAAGUCCGGUAAUUAGACCUGCUGAUAUUGAGACAACAGCACUUGGAGCAGCCUAUGCUGCUGGAUUAGCUGCUGGGAUUUGGAAAGAAGAUUAUGUUUUUGAUUCCACGGAGAAGAUGAAGGGUGCUAAUGUUUUCCGUCCAAUGAUGACCGAGGAAGUGAGGAAAAAGAAAGUGGACUCUUGGUGCAAAGCUGUUGAGAGAAGUUUUGACUUGGCUGAUCUCACUCUUUGAUGCUGUUUUUCGCAAUUCCUUACUUGGGAAAACUAUUCGAUAUAAGUUUAUCCAUCCCUUAUAACUCUGUAUUUCGGAGAAUAUAUAAUUAUAAUAUUGAAGUUAUUUUUUUUUCUCUUUUCAAAAACUUAUUGGCUGAUGUGAAGGAAAAAAAAAUAACUUUCAUAUUAUAACUAUGUAAUACCCAAAGUACAUAAUUAUAAGGAGUAAAAAGACGUAAGGUUAUAUUUUUUUUUUUGUAUACAUUGGAAAUCAAACUCAGUAACUACUACUCCCAACCACUAGGUUAGCCCUAGUGGAAAGGACACAUACUACCCUUCCUUACUUUUGUUUUUUUAUUUCCUCCACUUCUGGGUACACUUUUUUUUUUGUGUCUUUAGCCUUAGAAACUAUAAUAAAGG